AUGAGGGCGUACAGGACUAGUGCUAGCACUGUACAAGAUGACUUCAGGCAACCAAUAACCAAUGAAUUAAAGAAGGAAGAUAGUGAUAAAGAUGCUUUGAACUUCAACAUAUUAGGCGACAGUGUGGCAUGUAUAGAAUCUACAAGCCAGUUUCUGCAAUGGUAUUCUAGUCUAGAAAAAGAGUGGAUAGAAGAUGAAGAUCUUGUAUAUACAAACUAUUGCAAACAGCUUGCGGAACGCAAAGAAGAAUGCUCCCAGCUCCUAACUCAGGUUGAAUCGUCUUUGAACCAUCUGAAUGAGUUGAACAAGGAAUAUCGACAAGUUACCAAUAGAACUAACUCACUUCACCAAGUUAGUGAACAGCUGUUGGCAGAUCAGAUGAAGCUGAGUGACAUCAACAAUGCAGUCAGCGAACGACUACACCAGUUCAAAGUGCUGCAACUAAUAACUCGCCGACUAGAGUCCCCAGCACUGUCGGUCAACAGUUCAACUUUCACUCAGCUGCUUGAUCAGUUGGAUGAGGCCAUACAGUACAUGCAGUCUCAUCCAGACUAUAAAGAAGCAGGAGUGUACCUCGCCAGGUACCAACAUUGCCUGUCUCGGGCUGUCAGUCUACUUCGCAACUUUGUGACGAGCGUGUUGACACAGGCCACUCAGCAGACAGCUAGCUACCCCAGUAGUGAUGCCAGCCACUAUGCUCGUUUUCAAGCGUCCGCCCUAAAACUCAAACCUAUUCUUCAGUUGGUUGAAAACCGCAGUUCAAAGUUUCCUGAGUAUGAGAAUUUGCUGAGUGACUGUCAGCAACUGUAUCUGGCCCAGAGGGAGAGUCUAAUCAGCGAGAGUGUGCUUACAACAGUACGAGGGCUGGCAGCCAAUAUGUCUGGAGACCACUGCUCCCUCACACGUUCAGCAUGUGCCUUCUUGAUCCAUGUGUCACAGGACGAGCUGCGGUUGUAUCACCAGUUCUUCUCCUUCCCGUCGCCACUCUUCACAUCAUAUUUAGAAGGCUUGUGCAUCAGUUUGUACGAUACAUUGCGACCACUUGUGAUUCACAUGAAACAUCUGGAAACUUUGGCUGAACAAUGCUCGAUACUUCGCCAUGAGAUGAUACAAGAGCAAGUUCAAAACAACCCUGCUGCUCUUGAAGCAUUUGGACGAGUGGCUGAACAGCUGCUGCAAGAUGUGCAAGAGAGAUUGGUGUUCCGAGCACAUCUCUACCUCAAGACUGACAUUGCCGACUACAAUCCCUCCCCAGGAGACCUAGCAUAUCCUGAGAAACUGGAGAUGAUGGAGAGUAUAGCGCAAUCGCUCCAUGAGCAGGAGAUGGCAGCUCUGAGCAGGAGUGAAUCUCGAGCCUCUCUUGUCUCUAUGGGCUCUACCACAUCGCAGGAGAUCGCCCGGAUCACCACCAAUCAGAGACACUUACCAACAAGCUCGCCAGGAGAUCUGCAUGGCAUGUGGUAUCCUCCAGUCAGACGGACACUGGUCUGUUUGUCCAGACUGUACCGGUGUAUAGAGCGGCCCAUCUUCCAAGGGCUGUCACAAGAGGCUCUUACCAUGUGCAUUCAGAGCAUAAACAAUGCAGCCGACACUAUCAAAACCAAUAAGACUUCUUUAGAUGGAGAACUAUUUCAAAUUAAACAUCUUCUGAUUCUCCGAGAACAAAUUGCUCCAUUUCAGGUGGAUUUUACUGUCAAAGAAAUGAGCUUUGAUUUUAGUAAAGUGAAAACAGCAGCUUUUGAACUUCUACAAAAAAGAAGCCGCCUCUUUUCCAGCAAUGCUUUGUUACAAUUCUUGCUGGAAGGGUCACCCAUAGUGAAGGAACAAUGGCUGGACUCCCGUAAAGAUGUAGACCGUCAGCUAAAAACAUCUUGUGAAGUAUUUAUCGCUGAUGCUACAAACUCUAUUAUUGGGCCUCUGACAGCUUUUCUAGAUAAGGUUCAAGCACUGACUGAGGCAGAAGGAUUGUUGAGGACACAACCCUGGGCGGGUCCUGAACAAGUCAGUACGCUUGUCCAGGACAUCAGUCGUAAUAUCAAGACUAAAUUACCAACCAUACAACGUAGCAUGCAGCUCUACCUCGCCAACCGAGAUACUGAAUUCAUCUUGUAUAGACCAGUAAAGAACAACAUAGUGGGGUCAUUAUCAAGGCUUCUGAAUGUUCUGUCAAAUAACAAUGGCUACACGAACGAGGACCGCAUCGUGAUCGCCUGUCCGACUCCCGAGCAGGUGGCAGUUCUCUUGUCAUCUGCCUCCCUGCUGAUGAGUGAACGCAAGAUCAGCCAAGUCAGUUCACACCAUGCCAUCACUGAGCCUACUGCAGUCAAGGGGUAACAGGAGAGUACUUGUCCAUCAAACUAUGAGUAUAUCCGUACAACCACCAAAAAUUAGUUACUUUUCAGUAUAUUGUAUAUACUAUAUUAUGUCAUGUACAUUCCCUAUUCAUCAGCAGUUCAGUUAAUUUCAAGUUUGUAUAAACAAUGUAAUCUUUCACAAUUUGUUUGGUAGAAUGGUUGAUGAUUUUGAUAAGCAAUGUAACCAUCAAAUAAUGAAAAAAAAUGGCUGUCAUUUGUUGGUAUUUGAUAUUGUAUUGGUUGUAGAAUAGAAUGAAGGCAAAGAGUGGCUCUAUUGAAAACAUACUAUUGUAAUUAAAACAUUUAAGACAUAUAAAUUUUAAUUUUAUGUAUUACAAUAUUUGUAAAUCUUUUGGAUUUAAGCAGAAAUAUUUUUUUUCUGAGGAUGUUAUGGCUUCUAGUCCAGAAAUCCAGAUCAAUCCAGAAAUACACAGAUCUUUGAGUCACCAAGUCUUCUGUACGAUGUGUUCGUUGAGGUCUGUCUGUACAUAUUUUUUAUCAGAAGUCUUGAUUUUUCUUGAUUUUCUCCAAGUGGUUUAAAAACAGCUUUGUCUAUAUAUUAAUUAGUUCAGUUUUUAAUAUGGUUGUAGCUAACCUCUCGACUUUUUCAUAGCUAUCUUUCUGAAAUAACUUGAGGUUCCAGACCUGUUGAGAAGGACUUGACUCUUUAUUUCUUGCCAAUAAGUCCAUCUUUUUAUUUUUCUUGUUACCUUCAUGACCUGACAAGAUACCAGUGUACCUGAUUGUAUUUUGGCAAUUCUUUCAGAAUUUGGUUAUAGUUAAUUGCAUACUGUGUCAAGAGUUACACUUUUAGAUUUGUAGCCCUCAAGCGCUUGGCUGUCUCCAUUCUCUUUGACUAUGGAUAAGUCUCAUGCUAUUUAUGUAUUAUAAGGGAUCAAUUUCCCAUUUACUAAACAUUCAGUUCCACUUUAGCUUAACUAAAUGUUAAGUCAUGUUAGUCUAAAUAAUUACAAGAGAUGCCAUGACCGGCAUUUAUGAGAUGGCCGUUCUGAAAACUGGAGAGCAGUGUCGAAGAAUUCACGAAGAAUUAGAGAACAACAGUGGGAAGUUGUUCACGAGAAUUAGAGAUCAGUUGGAGAUUAAAAUUUCAAUUCUAAAGAUUGGCGAGAUAUCACUUUCAUGUGUAAAAAGAUUUUGUACUAAUUUCCACAACAACCAGGGAUGCAGCUGUAAGAAUUUAUGACAGCUCUCAUGUUUCAAAUUGCUUAUCUUUCUUAAUAUUAUGUGACCCCAGUAGUUCACAACUUUACUCGCAAAUGUAAAUGUUGCUUAAGACUUCUUGGAAAUAGGAUUUGGGUAGGAAAUUCCUGCUUGGAAGAUAGUUUUUUUUCAUAGUCCAUAAAACUGUAAUACAUCCUAAAUAGAAGCUAGCUCUAAAAAUCAAAACUGAUGAGUGAUUAUUAUCUACCCUUUUUGUAGUAGUGCAGGGAACAAACAUGUCCACUCAUGGGAUUGUUAAUGGUUUAGGGUUCUGAUGACCCUUUCCAGUAUGUUUUUAUUAUAUCGCUUGUCUUCUAGCCCAAACUUCUUCCCUGUGCAAUCGUACAAUGGGUCAAUGGGUGAAUGGGUGAAAUACUUACAUUACCUUCUUGAAACUUCAUAAACCUCCAACAACUGGUGAAUUGUCAUAUUUCUGUUUCUCCUAUAGAGUUAAUAUUUGUAUUUUUCCUAAAGGAGUUUAGUAUUUUGGAAGCUUCUGGAAGACUUUCCAGGUCUUGCUAGAAUUUCUUACAUUUUCGUAAGUCCUUACAUAUUUCUUAAGAUUUCUACAUCCAUCCUUGUUCACUUUGGAAAUGGAAAGCAUGGAAUACUGGCUACAAAUUACACAUGUAUAUUAGCUCCAAUUUCUUUUUUAAUAUACAGCCAUAGAUUCUUUCUGUACAAAUAUAAAAUUAUUUAUAUUUAUAAAUAAAAUGUUUUUAUCAGAUAAAAUCACACAUAGUCUUUUGGAUCUUAAAUUGCGCCUAACAGUUGUGGUCUUGUUAAUUAGAUACUAAUAUUCACCCAAAUUGUAAUGAACUAUCUUAGGAAGAGUUUCUCUAAAGGUACAGUGAUAAAAAAGAGCUUGGUAUUGUUUAUGUAAUACUUAGUUCUAAAAAGAAUUGAAGUAGUUUUUAUCUGUAGGUAAAUUAAGUUUAUCUAGAUAGAUUCCACAUUAAAAUUACUUUAAUCGGGUCAGAUUAAGUUUUAGAAAUAUCAAGGCUUUAAUGGCCAACAUUGAAGCAUCAUCCAAUUUACAUUGGGAGUAAAAGUUUGUCAACAAUUCAGUGUUUUAAAAAUCCCUUUCAGAAUCCACUGAUUCAACACUAGUUAGAGAGAGAAAGAGAGAGAAACAUGGAUUUAUUUAUCUAAAUACUAGCAGCUUGCAAUCAUUGUGUUGUCUGAUCUUUAUUUGGGUAUAAACAACUUGCAACAUUUAUUAAAAAAAGUUAAAGUUUUAUUAAAUAUUCUUUUUUUCAAAUUUAAAGACUAAAUUUUCUUACUAAAAGAACAUUUUCUUCUUUCAUAGUCAUUCUAAACUUUCUGAUGUCCUCUAGGUUCUGUAUAUUGCACACAUAAUGGUUUUUCAUUUUCCUCGUGCUUUGCUACUUACAGGUUAUUGUAAUGUCAAUCCACAACAGAUUGCAAGAGAUAAGGGAUUCAAAAAGUUUGAAAUUUUGAGGAAAUCCUAGGAUGUCCGGAUAUUUUUCAACAUGUUGCCUUUGUUUGAAGUUUAUUAUUAAUGAUGGAUAAUUUAGCCUAAUUGAGAACAGGAAUAUUUUCUCAAAACAUGUGCCACUAGUUUUAAAAAUGUGGUAACACAAAUUCAAAAUGUAUCAUUAGGUUACAUAAUAAAUGUUGAAACAAAUUUAUAUUUCAAUAAAAUUUUCAUAAGCCAAAACUUUUUUUAAUAAUGUAUUUGUAAAAUUUUAGGAAGGUUAUUCUGCAACUAAUAAAAAAUUAAUAACUCUGGAUCAACUAUUCCAGUUGCAAAGCCAAUGAAAGCAAUGAUUCAUAUUUCAUUUCAUAGCAUUCCUUAAGUUAUGUUUUGAAAUUGUUUUUAAUUUGAGUUUUUCAUGUAUUUAAUUAAAUAGGUAUAUUGUAUUGUAUGUUUGUUGUUGUUUGUUACUACAUAUAACUUUAUUGGAAAUUACAUAUAGUUUUAUUGAAAAUGUUAAUACCCUGCCUAUUUAUUGUAAAUGAUAUUUAUUAAAAUAAAAAUAGUUUUGAACA
This is a messenger RNA of Homalodisca vitripennis (glassy-winged sharpshooter), 5588 nucleotides long. Its product is annotated as conserved oligomeric Golgi complex subunit 3-like. Gene Ontology annotation, biological process: Golgi organization; intra-Golgi vesicle-mediated transport; intracellular protein transport. Gene Ontology annotation, cellular component: COG complex; membrane; cis-Golgi network. The transcript is spliced from 15 exons. Lineage: Eukaryota; Metazoa; Arthropoda; Insecta; Hemiptera; Cicadellidae. The record is from RefSeq and is a predicted model, not a curated record. The coding region runs from base 1 to 2334 and encodes 777 amino acids.